Molecule: messenger RNA, 581 nt
Organism: Salvia hispanica
Lineage: Eukaryota; Viridiplantae; Streptophyta; Magnoliopsida; Lamiales; Lamiaceae
Biological process (GO): negative regulation of ATP-dependent activity
Cellular component (GO): respiratory chain complex I; mitochondrion
Molecular function (GO): ATPase inhibitor activity
Source: RefSeq, a predicted model, not a curated record
AUUUUCAUGAAGGUUCCUCUCUAACUACACAUACAUACACACAUCACAAUUCACAUAGUUGAGGAAAGAAUUGAGGUUUAUGGCGCUGAGAUCAGUCGUUUCAUGUAGUAGAGUGUGUCGUUUAAUGGAAAGCAGCGGUCGGUCUAGCCUUCGCUAUUUCAGCGAAAGCAAAGGGCGUGUGUUAAGUGAAGAAGAAAGAGCUGUGGAGACUGUUUAUAUUCAGAAAAUGGAGAGGGAAAAGUUGGAGAAGCUGAGGAAGAAGAAAUGGGAGCAAGAGAGAGCUGACAAGAACAAGUCUGAAAAGGCCGAGGAAGGUCCUCACAAGAUGUGAAGCCGGUUGGAUGGCUCGUGAGCUUGUGCGUUUUUGAGCUUGUUGAGAGAAUAAAUGUAGCUUGCUGUGUGUGUGUGUGCAUCUUUCUGUCUUAGGGUGGUUGAAGUUUGUGUAGUUAAGGCCGUGUGUGAAAAUCUCGAGCUCGUUGCACUUGUAUGCUAUGGAUUUUCUUUCGCCUACUUGCUUGUGAAAAUCUCGAGCUCGUUGCACUUGUAUGCUAUGUUUCCUUAAACUUCGUUUUUCCCCUCAA